Molecule: messenger RNA, 1919 nt
Organism: Fopius arisanus
Lineage: Eukaryota; Metazoa; Arthropoda; Insecta; Hymenoptera; Braconidae
Product: sodium- and chloride-dependent glycine transporter 1
Exons: 10
Coding region: 9-1850 (613 amino acids)
Biological process (GO): sodium ion transmembrane transport
Cellular component (GO): plasma membrane
Source: RefSeq, a predicted model, not a curated record
CUUCUGGGAUGGCGACGACAACGAGACGAGAUUCGCGGACGAAGAAAAUAUCACUGGGAGUUGGUGGUGCUUUCGUGGAGUUGCCAGCGGAAAGAGUAGGUUGGGCGAAUCCCAUUGAGUUUGUUCUAUCCUGCAUCGGAUAUGCCGUUGGGAUCGGCAAUGUUUGGCGUUUCCCCUUCCUCGUGUAUCGUAAUGGCGGAGGUGCUUUUCUGAUUCCAUUUAUCCUCAUGCUGAUCACAAUGGGCCUGCCGAUUUUUUACUUGGAGCUGUCUAUCGGCCAGUACUCGGGGUUGGGACCGGUGGAGGCAUACGGCCGGAUGUGCCCUGGCUUCCGUGGAAUCGGCAUGUGCACUAUGAUUGUCGUAGCCCUAGUAACUGUGUAUUACAUGGUUCUAGUUGCAUGGACCAUGUUCUACACAUUUGCAUCCUUCUCACCGCGCCUCCAUUGGGCUUAUUGCAACAACGACUUCAAUACACCCAAUUGCUGGAGUGCUCUGGACAACGAGGAGUGCCAGUCAAAGAAUUCUAGCUUGAUAUUCUUCAAUAAGACGUGCUCGGCAAUAUCAGACGUAUGUCAGAGGCUCAAUUGUCCUGAUGGUGGCAAUACAACUCACUGCUACAAUGGAACUCAGGUUCUUCCAAUGCGCUCUCUGUACAAACAAGUUUUAUCCUCCGAGGAGUAUUACAAUGAUUACGUACUUGGUAUACGAGGGGCGACUUGGGAGAAUUGGGGCGGAAUAAGAUGGGAGCUCUUGGGAUGUCUGACACUUGCCUGGAUUAUUUGCUACUUGUGUCUUAUACGAGGCGUCCAAUCUGUCGGAAAGAUCGUAUAUUUUACUGCCCUAUUUCCGUAUUUUGUAUUGAUUGCGCUCUUUAUAAGAGGUGUGACACUCGAUGGAGCUGGUGAUGGUGCCCUGUGGUUCAUAACACCAAACUGGUCAACACUUCUCAAUGCCAACGUCUGGGGUGAUGCAGCAUCACAAAUAUUCUACUCUCUGGGGAUUGGCUGUGGAUCUCUCAUCACAUUAUCUAGUUUCAGUACAUUCUCCAAUAAUUGUCACAGGGAUGCCAUAUUCGUAUCGCUCACCAAUGUAUUCACCUCGGUAUUCGCGGGAUUCGUUAUUUUCUCGAUCAUGGGGUACUUGGCCAAGCAGAUGAACAUCCCCAUCGAGGAAGUCGUCAAAAGUGGUCCUGGACUCGCUUUUAUCGCUUAUCCAGAGGCUGUUGUCAGAAUGCCCUGGCCCAAUCUUUGGGCAUUUCUCUUCUUCUUUAUGCUUUUUAUCCUAGGAAUUGGAAGCCAGUUUGCAGGAGUUCAGGCGAUAAACACAGCAAUACUGGACGUACGUCCAAGCCUCCGUAAGCACGAGAGUCUACUGAUCCUGUUUAUAUGCGUCUGUGGAUGGCUUUUAGCACUGCCGAUGAUCUUUGAUGGUGGAAUAUACAUGUACACCCUGAUGGACUGGAACACAGCAUCUUGGGCGAUACUGCUGAUUGGAUUUGCCGAAGUUAUAGUUCCAGCCUGGAUAUAUGGUUGUGAUAAAUUUCUGGGUAAUCUAGGCGAGAUGAAUAUGAAAUUUGGAAAAAUUUUAAAUCGAUACUGGUGGCUCAGCUGGACUGUACUUGCACCAAUUACAACACUUGGAGUCUUCACUUAUCAGAUGAUAACGUACACAUCGCCGACGUACGGAGAGUACAUUUUCCCGUCAUGGGCAAAUACCAUCGGAAUUCUGAUUGGCCUAUCAACACUGGCACCUCUUCCCCUAUUUUUUAUCCACAGCCUCUGGAAAGGACCGAGAGACUGCAGUUUAUUCCGUCCAUCGAAGAGCUGGGGACCGUCGUUGAAAACCUAGUGGUGAAAUUCAAGUGGAAAUGGCCCCUUCCAGUCCGCUACGUCACUACCUCUCCUCUUUUAUUCACUU